AUGUAUGCCAUUCGGAAGGCUUCACCAUUCCCUGCGUAUGCUGAUUUUACUGUUUAUUUGGAAGAGCAGAGGAUUGCAGAUUCGCAAUCGUUUGUAGAAUCACUUUCGGAACUCGAACUCGCUUUACUGAUCUGUGCUGCCCGUGCUGAAGUUAAACUGGAAAGUGAUACGCUGAAUUUUAAUCUGGUUUAUGACGAGUAUGUCGAAGUUGGUAAACGGAUUCGUGAAGACCGUCGAGCUGCCAUUGUGUCUGCUGAUGUCGACGGCUACAGGAUAUGGUCUCGACAGGUCGCGAGGUCUGCAUGGGAAAAGCUUGAGGCCAUGGAACUUGUGGUGUAUAUUUCAUCUACAGCGACUGGAAAGGCAGCUGCUGCUGGUGCAGCCCUUGAUGACGAACUAAAGCUGAUAAAAGUUGAUGCCAGCUUGCUGGAGAUCUCGAACAUGAUCGGAAGAAGCCAUCCACUACACAAAUGGACUCGUAUAUAG
Molecule: messenger RNA, 486 nt
Organism: Sugiyamaella lignohabitans
Lineage: Eukaryota; Fungi; Ascomycota; Dipodascomycetes; Dipodascales; Trichomonascaceae
Exons: 1
Coding region: 1-486 (161 amino acids)
Biological process (GO): DNA replication initiation; DNA replication
Cellular component (GO): nuclear origin of replication recognition complex; nucleus
Molecular function (GO): DNA replication origin binding
Source: RefSeq, a predicted model, not a curated record